Molecule: messenger RNA, 882 nt
Organism: Lycium barbarum (goji berry)
Lineage: Eukaryota; Viridiplantae; Streptophyta; Magnoliopsida; Solanales; Solanaceae
Exons: 2
Coding region: 151-540 (129 amino acids)
Source: RefSeq, a predicted model, not a curated record
UUUCUCACUUCCCCUUCUCCCAAAUUCCCACCCUUUUUCCACUCCUUUCCCAUAAAUCCCAAGUGAAAAAUUGAGCCCAGAAAGGGAAAUUCUUUCCUUCAAGAAAAAGAUUGAACCUUUUAAUUUUGUGAUUUAUUCAAGAUUCAAGAAAUGGACAUAGAGUUGGCAAAGUGUGAGUGUUGUGGGCUAAAAGAAGAUUGCACACAAGACUACAUUAGCCAAGUUAAGGAGAAUUUUGAUGGGAAAUGGUUAUGUGGCCUUUGUUCUGAAGCUGUUAGAGAUGAAGUGAAUAGAGGAAAAAAACAAUUUCUUUGUAUGGAAGAAGCUGUGAAGGCACAUAUGUCAUUUUGUAGAAAAUAUAAGUCUAAUCCUGCAAUCAAAGUAGCUGAUGGAAUGAGGCAAAUGCUAAGGAGAAGGUCUGAUUUGUCGUCGUCCUCAUCAUCAUCUUCAAAUUCUUCUAAUUCCAAGAAGUAUUCAAGAUCAGCAAGUUCAAUAUCUCAAAUUGGAAUCGGCCUUAUGGAUUCCCACUUCUUCACUUAAGAGAAAAGCAGAAAAAAGGGUAACUUCAACUUUUGGUGGAAACAUAAAAAGGUCUUAACAACAACAACAUCAACAAGUGUUAUUUUGGAGAAGUCUUUCUUGAUCCCCAUCUUGUCUUGUACAGAGGAUGUUUGUUUUUUCAAUGGAGGCUACUAGUGGAUGUAGUAUUUGUUUUUAUUUUUAGAUGGUAUGAUCUACUUAUUACUUUUUCACGACAAUCAAUGAGGAGAUCUUCAACAAUAAUAAUAACUACAUCUCAAUUACAAAUAAGUUAGAAAUUGGCUAUAUGAAUUUCAUUUCGUAUUAUCACAAGUGAUCUUCAACACAAAAAAAAAAAGUAUU